Lindgomyces ingoldianus is the source of this 798-nucleotide messenger RNA. RefSeq lists its product as uncharacterized. Bases 1 to 798 code for a protein of 265 amino acids. The record is from RefSeq and is a predicted model, not a curated record. NCBI's taxonomy places the organism in Eukaryota, Fungi, Ascomycota, Dothideomycetes, Pleosporales, Lindgomycetaceae. The transcript has 9 exons.
AUGAAAUGGCGCUCUCGCAUAGAGGCCGGAUUGUUGAUCUUUAAGGGUGUCCGCACCUUCAAAAAUUUUGUACUUGGCAGGAAAAUUCCAUCUCUCUAUAUAGGCAUAAAUGUGGAGUUAAACUCUAGUAACGAGAAGAGGUCGAACAAGAUGCAGUACGGGAACUUAGAAUUUUCAAAACUGAAGCAGUCUUUAGCGUUGAACCCUUUGGUCACUGAUGGCGAAACUGGGAUAUCCUGGAUGCUGGCGCAAUUACCGACUGUUGGUCUCACCAAGCGGUUUCGAAGAUAUAUUGGCAAGGGCCAAAAUCUAAAUCACUUUUAUCAGGGUCACUUUCGCAUCAUUAUAUUUCUUAGGAUGGCCUUCUUUGGAAUGGAAUUUCUUCCAAAUCCUUUUUACUAUCAUUACUUACUUCUUCGAUCCCAACAUAUUCGAUGGUAUCAGCUGGCUGAUAAAUUUAGGCUGGCUAAGGAUCUCAAGGACGGCGAACGAGCGGAUGGGUCCAAUUUAAAACCCAGCCGGCGAAACAGCGUGGCUACUGCCAGUACCCUCGAUACCUUUGUUUGUAAACAUCUACUCAUUGACAGUAGCCGUGGCACCGUGAGGGAGGCCGAGUCAUGUGCGAUGAAUUUCAAUGUGGUGGGUGAGGUCUUUGUCUUCGUCGUGACCUCAGAGGCAGGAGAUCGACAGUCGCAUAUAAGACAUCAAGCAGGGCAUGGUUUCAUAGUUCCCAAAGACCGAAACUUCACAACUGCAACAUCUCUCUCUAGCUCGAGAGAGCCCAUUGCGAGCUCAUAA